GGGGUAUCUUUAUCAAUGGGAGUCCGUGCUUCGUGCAGGCCUGAAACUCAACAUCGAGGCCCUACUACUCAUUCAGAGAAUGAUCUUCCUGAACAAGAGGAGGAGAUCCUGGGGUCAGAUGAUGAUGAACAGGAGGAUCCAAAUGAUUAUUGUAAAGGUGGUUAUCAUCUUGUGAAAAUAGGAGAUCUAUUCAAUGGGCGAUACCAUGUGAUUCGGAAGCUUGGAUGGGGACACUUUUCCACGGUUUGGCUAUCUUGGGACAUUCAGGGGAAAAGGUUUGUCGCUAUGAAAGUAGUGAAGAGUGCUGAGCAUUACACAGAAACAGCACUGGAUGAAAUCAAACUGCUGAAAUCAGUCCGUAACACUGACCCCAACGAUCCAAAUAGAGAGAUGGUGGUUCAGUUACUAGACGACUUCAAGAUCUCAGGAGUCAAUGGCUCCCACAUCUGUAUGGUGUUUGAAGUUCUAGGGCAUCAUCUCCUGAAGUGGAUCAUCAAGUCAAAUUAUCAGGGCCUUCCACUCCCCUGUGUGAAAAGAAUCAUCCAACAGGUUCUGCAGGGUCUGGAUUACUUACACACCAAGUGUCGAAUCAUCCAUACAGAUAUUAAACCUGAGAACAUUCUCCUGUGCGUUAAUGAGCAAUACAUCCGCAGGCUGGCCGCAGAAGCAACAGAAUGGCAGAGAUCUGGGGCACCCCCUCCGUCUGGCUCUGCAGUGAGUACUGCACCACAGCCCAAACCAGCUGACAAAAUGUCAAAGAAUAAGAAAAAAAAAUUAAAGAAAAAGCAGAAACGACAGGCGGAGCUUCUGGAGAAGCGAAUGCAGGAGAUCGAGGAGAUGGAGAAGGAGGCAAGCCCUGUACACAAACAGCCUGAAGAGCAGGAAGAAACUCAGAACUCUCUCGAGAUGCUCUUAAAAGAGAGCCCACCUGAUGAAGGGGUACCAGAAAAGCUGGAUGAAGAUGCCCAUGUGCAAGAGCAAAUUAUCCUAAUGGAAGGCAGCAUGGAAAAGUGCAUGCCAGAAAUCAACUGCAAUGGGAUGGUACAAAUGACUGCCUUCUCAGACUCCAACCAAGGGUCUGAGACGCUUGAGGAGGACCUUCAUAAUGCCAAUAACUGUGAUGAGCACGCCCUAGCAAAGGAUGGUUUCCACACUUGUAAUUACAUCCAGCAUAAUGGAGAUGCAGAGAACCGGUCACAAGAAGAAAUGUCGGACUCACGUGUGCCCUUAAUUUCUGAGGUUCUCGAUUCCAUGGUAUAUCAGCCCACUUCAAGUGAAGAGCAGUCGUUCAAUGAGCAGGAGAUAAGCCAGUUGCAAGAGAGUAUACGGGCAGAAAUACCCUCAGAGGAUGAGAAUGAAAAUAAUGGCACAUCUGAGAAUAAAGGGAAAUCCACUGCUGGGAAUUUUCUCCUUAAUCCCCUUGAGCCCAAGAAUGCAGAUAAGCUCAAAGUGAAGAUAGCUGAUCUAGGAAAUGCCUGCUGGGUGCACAAGCACUUCACUGAGGACAUUCAGACAAGGCAAUACCGGUCCCUGGAGGUGCUGAUAGGGUCCGGGUAUAACACUCCUGCUGAUAUUUGGAGCACAGCCUGUAUGGCCUUUGAACUAGCCACAGGAGACUACUUGUUUGAGCCCCACUCUGGAGAAGACUACUCGCGGGAUGAAGACCACAUUGCGCAUAUUGUAGAGCUGCUAGGCAGAAUUCCAAGGCACUUUGCCCUCUGUGGGAAAUAUUCACAGGAGUUCUUCGAUCACAGAGAUCACAUUGCAUUGAUCAUAGAACUUCUGGGGAAAAUACCUCGCAAGCUCAUUGUGGCAGGAAAAUAUUCCAAGGAGUUUUUCACCAAAAAAGGUGAUCUGAAACACAUCACCAAACUGAAGCCCUGGGGCCUUUUUGAAGUUCUGGUGGAGAAAUAUGAGUGGUCCCAAGAUGAGGCAGCUGCAUUCACAGACUUCUUAUUACCUAUGUUGGAGCUGAUUCCAGAGAAACGGGCUACGGCAGCUGAGUGUCUCAGGCACCCCUGGCUUAACUCCUAGGGCUUCAACCCUACACCACAGUUCUACGGUCUGGUUUACAACAUACCCAGUUGUUCCAACUGCCCCUCCCCAGAUCCAUUUUUUUCCCUUAUUUCUUUUCAGCAUGAAGCUCUUCCUUCAGGGCUUCUGAGAUUUUAGAUAAAUUUAACCUGUUCACCUGAGUUUGCUUAUUUGAUUAAGCCGAGACUCUUCUCAGCCAGUGGGCAUCCUGUGAGCUUUGCCUUGUCUGGGCUUUGCCAAAGAUUGACUGACUGGAAUACAAAGUUGCCUCUGAGUCUCUUACCUGUUAAUGUAGGCAUGAGCUGAUCUGCAUUCAUAUGUGCUCCUUUAACUAAAUUACACCAAGGAAGGGGGAUAUGAAGAUCUGUGAAUCCAUUCUUAGCUCCCUGACUCAAGUCAAUUUUCCACUGCACGUCCAGUAGCUAGCAGGAGGAUGAGAAAUGACAGAUUGGUACCUGGGUGAUAACUCAAAAUCCUUCACCCACCCCUUGGUGUCUGUUGUUUCUUGGGUGACUUGUCAUGUUCUUAUCAGUCAAAUAAUUUUUCUUUAGUUUUAGCCACUGAAUCCUAUGAAAAGCUGUAUUUAAAAACUAUUUUUAGUCCUAUUAUUUUCCCUUAGUGUUGAGGUUAGUUUCUGAAUUCAGUGAAACCUGCUAUACACUCAAACACCUGAGCCUAGGACUAAAAACUUCACAUGGGAAUUAAAAAGGGGGGGAAAAGUUGGAACUGGUUAAACGCACAAUCUUCAGAAUAGACGUGUGCAUGCUUGGAGAGCGGAGAGGCAGUUGGGGGCUGCAGGUGACUCUUCCUAGACAUUUGAGUGAGCUGUCAGUGUGUGUUGCUCGUACUGGCACUUCCAUUGCCUUUCCUGAAGUUGUCAUUGCACCAGUGAGCAGUUGGCAUUCAGUCUAGAAAGAGGGAAUGUACUUUGACCAUUGAGUUACAAUGAGAGGGUGGUGGCAUCUGUGUCACGGCCACGCCACGUUCCUUGACUUUAAAAUACCACAUUUCCAAAGGUUAAUGUAAAGGUUGCUACUGUUAGCUUGCUGUAGGUGCUGGCCUUUAGAAGUAACUUUCCCAAAGGGAUUGCCUUUCAUUUUCAGAGGCAAUUGAGUACCUGGGGAUGAGCCUGAGGAGAACUGAACUAGGUGGUUUGGUGUCUUUUUCCUGUAGACAGAGUCAGCUUCUGUUUCCAAGAAUCACCCCAAAUAUGGUUGCCCAGUAGAAUAUUAUAUAAGCUUUUAAACUUCUCAGAAAGGUUUGCGGGGGCAGUGAUUUUAAUUCAGAGUUAAAGCAUUGUAGGGUUUGGUAGUUUUACAGUGGGUCUCUCCUAGGCUUGCCUAAGCUAUUACAGAUUCAUUGCAUCCUACUCUAAAGCAAGGUUUUGGCAGGGUAGUUAUUAGCAGCCCUUUCUCACCGUGGACCAAACAGGCCUUUGGGAUCAAAAGGACAAACUCAGAGAACAAACUGGCCACAGGAUUCGAAUUCCCAGAAGGCCAAGGAGGCACUAUUAGAGAUGGUAACACCAAAGCUAUCAGUGAGAUACAUGUCAGUCUUCUCUGUGUGUUUGAAAUCUCAGUUCAUAACAUCCAUCCACAAAAGAUGGUGUCCUUAUUUAAUCCAUUUUGAAGAUAUAACCAUCUUGCCCUAUAUUUUCUUGCUUGUCCAAUCGAACACCGACUGGGCUGUUAAUGAAAUUCAUGCUGCAUGUUCAUUUAGGGGUUCUUAAGCCAGGUUCUCUAUGCAUAAUCUUAAGAUUAAAGGAAAUAAAUAUACCAAAACAGUUUAAAACUGCUGAGCAAUUUUCCUGGAAUCUGGAGUUCCUUCUCCAAGAAUAAUUUUGUUUCUGUUGUAAAGGGGUUACAGACAAGACUGGACUGUAUUAUUAACCUUCUGUUUAAAUACUGUGAAGACUUUUUGGCAGGGUGAUUGGAACUUCUGGUGGCAUCACUCAAGCUCACCUCAGCCUGUGCACUUCUGCAACAUGGCUGACCUGAAGGAAUGAGAUACCCAUAAUGGGGUCUGCACAUCAGGUUCUGAGGUAUCCAUUCCCCCAUCACAGCCAGACGAGGGCUUAUCCUCUAUCUCAGUAAAAGAGCCAGCUUGUGGGUUAACACACAGAGGCAGCUGUCAGCAUUCAGUCUUGUCCCUUGUGCUCGCUCAUUUGGGGUUCGUUAAACUUCCAAAUUGCCAUAAAGUGCUCACUAAAGGAUUUGUACUUGCUAUGUUCGUCUAAAACCUGAAGGAAAAUACAUUUUUAUUCUUUCUACUUGAGUGCAUUCUUUUCUUUGUAAAUGCAGUACAAUAAAACAGAUUAUUUAAUAACCCA
This is a messenger RNA of Pelodiscus sinensis (Chinese soft-shelled turtle), 4363 nucleotides long. Lineage: Eukaryota; Metazoa; Chordata; Testudines; Trionychidae. The record is from RefSeq and is a predicted model, not a curated record.